UCCCACGAUUGUCGUGGAAAGUCUAGGAACCAUUUGUUACUGUUUUUUCGUUUCCCUAAAUGGAAAAAGUUUCAAGGAGUAAGGAGAGCAUGUCUCCGAUGUGACAAGAAGACGUCGGAUUUCUUGGGUGGCUGCAGUUAGAAGGACAUUACUUUUGACCGCAUCUCCGAGUCGAUGAGAUGAGUGAUGUCUGGACGAAGAGUAGUGGUUUUCUCCUCUGCAGAAGAGCUUGGGAUGACUCUGGCCCAGCUGGUGUCCUCUCGAGCAGAGAAAGCUCUCAGCACAGGUGCAAGUUGCUUCUCUCUGGGCCUUUCUGGAGGGAGUCUGGUGAACAUACUUGGUAAAGACUUACCUGCUGUUCCAAACCUAGACUGCAGCAAAUGGCUCAUAGGGUUCUGUGAUGAGAGACUUGUGCCAUUCAAUGAUGCUGAGAGCACUUACGGUUUAUACAAGAAUCACUUAUUUAGUAAAAUCAACAUUCCAGAAAGUAGGAUUUUGGCAAUAGAUCCCUCUUUACCUGUGGAAGAAUGUGCAAAUGAUUAUGCUGGCAAACUACGUAAGGCCUUUAGCACAGAUCAAAUUCCAGUUUUUGACAUGCUGUUGCUGGGCAUGGGACCAGAUGGACACACCUGCUCUCUUUUUCCAGACCAUCCUUUAUUACAGGAAACCCAGAGGACUGUGGCGCCCAUCAGUGAUUCUCCUAAACCACCCCCUCAGCGUGUUACCUUGACGUUGCCAGUGGUCAAUGCUGCUCGAUGUGUUGUUUUUGUUUCAACUGGGGGCAGCAAAGCUCCAGUGCUGAAGCAAGUAUUUGAGGGUGGUGAAGGCCCUGCACUUCCAGCAGCACUUGUCACACCUACACAUGGGGAGCUUUUCUGGUUAUUAGAUGAGCCAGCUGCUUCCUCCCUCACUUCUCAGGUGGAGAGGCCAGGACCUGGGGCUAAACUCUAAAUUCAGAAGACCAAACUUGUAGGAACACUGUAAAGUAUUCAGAUGAAGUCCUUAAGAGCUCUUGUAUCUUGAAAAAAAUUUAGCUGUAGUUUUUACCAAAAUACCAUAAUUACUACAGUUGUCACUACUAUAAAUCCAUUCAUUAAUAAAUACUGAAUUUUUCAAAUAAUUUAAGAUUUCGGUAUAUUUUGUGUCAUUUAGACCUGUCAUUUAGACCUCAUAGUAAAGUUUUAUGAUAAAGAUUGAUAUCCAUUUUGCAAUGUUUUAUUUUGAUUUUGAUUUUGUGUUUAGUGCAUUGUGUGAUGCAGUAAUUGUGAGUGAAAGAAAUUAAAUAUACAGUACCUCCAGCCAAUAACUUUUAACAUUCCUGGAUUGAAUGCACACAAAAAUUGUAAAACCUAUAGGUCACCCUUACAAAAAAUCCUGCAGGAAUCCUGUAGGAUUUUGGUUCUAUGUGCAGGAUCCUGCAGGACAGAACAAAAAUCCUGCAGGACAGGGCACAUUCUGAAAGAGUCGUGCAUGGUUCCUGUAGGAGUCGUGUAUGGUUCCUGUAGUAUUCCUGCAUGGUUCCUGUAGUAUUCCUGCAUGGUUCCUGAAGGAGUCCUCCAUGGUUCCUGAAGGAUUCCUGUAGGAGUCCUGCAUGUUUCGUGUAUAGGAGUCCUACAGGAAAAUUAUCACAAAUCCUGUGGGAUCCAGUAGGAAUGUGCAGGUGUGUAGGUCCUGCAGGAUUUUUUUGUAAGGGAAUUAACUAUCGCAAAAAGUAAUGUUUGGUACAAAUGGAAAAUGUGGAAAUAUUAAAUUAUAUUUAAAUAAAUAUACAAUUGGCCAUUUAUUUAGGUGAAUUUUUU
Messenger RNA from Paramisgurnus dabryanus, 1799 nucleotides. RefSeq names its product 6-phosphogluconolactonase (gene pgls). Lineage: Eukaryota; Metazoa; Chordata; Actinopteri; Cypriniformes; Cobitidae. The record is from RefSeq and is a predicted model, not a curated record. Gene Ontology annotation, molecular function: 6-phosphogluconolactonase activity. Gene Ontology annotation, biological process: carbohydrate metabolic process; pentose-phosphate shunt.